GGCGCUCGAGAGGUGAGCGCGGCCGCCCCGCGGGCCGUGCGCUCCGAGACGGGACUCGAAGUAGAACUUGCAGCGCGCGCUCGAGUCGCCCACCCCCUCCCCCGAGUGCGGGCCGGCUGGCCGUGCCCCGCGGACUCUCCCCGGGCACCCACCACUCCUCUAGGCGCUGCUCUAGCCAUGGGCAGCUUCCAGCUGGAAGACUUCGCGGCGGGCUGGAUCGGAGGUGCAGCCAGCGUCAUUGUGGGCCACCCUCUGGACACGGUCAAGACGCGCCUGCAGGCCGGUGUCAACUAUGGGAACACCUUCAGCUGCAUCCGCACCGUGUACCGGAGGGAGAGUGUCUUUGGCUUCUUCAAGGGCAUGUCCUUUCCCCUGGCCAGCAUCGCCAUCUACAACUCGGUGGUGUUCGGGGUCUUCAGUAACAUGCAGAGGUUCCUUAGCCAGCAUCGCUGCAGGGAGCCUGGAGCCAGCCCGUCCGGCACCCUCUCUGACCUGCUCCUGGCCAGCGUGGUGGCCGGCACAGUCUCCGUGGGGCUGGGCACGCCCGUAGACCUCGUCAAGAUCCGGCUGCAGAUGCAAACACAGCCGCUUCGGGAAGCCCACCUUGGUUUGCGAGCCGGGGCGGUGGCUCUUGGGAAGCCGCCGGUCUAUCAGGGGCCUGUGGAUUGCAUUGCAAGCAUCGUGCGGACCGAGGGCCUGGCAGGGAUGUACCGGGGCGUUGGCGCCAUGCUGCUGAGGGACGUCCCCGGCUAUUGCCUCUACUUCAUCCCCUACGUGUUCCUGAAUGACUGGAUCACGCCCGAGGCCUGCACAGGCCCCAGCCCCUGUGCGGUGUGGCUGGCAGGCGGCAUGGCAGGAGCAAUUUCUUGGGGGACAGCGACUCCUAUGGAUGUCGUGAAAAGCCGACUCCAAGCUGAUGGGGUUUAUUUAAACAAAUACAAAGGUGUCCUGGAUUGUAUCUGCCAGAGUUACCAGAAGGAAGGUCUUAAAGUGUUUUUCAGAGGCAUCACGGUGAACGCUGUGCGCGGCUUCCCCAUGAGCGCCGCCAUGUUCCUUGGGUAUGAGCUCUCACUACAAGCGAUCCGCGGGGACCAUGCUGUGACCAGCCCCUGAGCGCCAGGUUGGUCCUGAAGGCACAGGAUCUCAAGAUGCUUCAGUAGUGAACUUACUGAAGAGAAAGAAGGCCUCCCUCCGCCCAGGCUGUGGGUCAGGUGGGCACUCAGCCAUCCGUGCCAACCUCCGAGGACUCUGUUCCUUACCUCCCAGCCAGGGCCCCUCCGCUGCUGCCUGGGAGGGAACUGUCGGACCAUAGACUGGCCACCAGCUCUUUCUGAUCCACACUGGCCCCAGUACAGAGCAGGAUAAAAUCGUUCCUGUCCCCAUGCCUGCUGUUACACUCACUGGGAGUUCAUGGAGGAGCUCAAUUGUCUCCGUUUCCAAAUAAAAACACUGAAAACCUCUUCGGGUCAUUACCGAAUCAGAUACUUCUGCCUGGCUUCCACGGGACCCUGGCCACCCUCGCUCUUCCCUCUGUUGAGAUCCCUGUGGAUGGUGCUGGCCCAAAGAACCCACUCCACGCAGGUGAGAGGAGAAACCAAGGAUGGUGGUCAUGCUUCUCUAGGCCCCGCUGCCUCGGGUGGGCAAGGAGGGCACCCUGGAGGGAGAGGACACCCUUGAGAGCCUCCCCACCUGACUCCCGUGACCCAUGCCAACGGGGUGCCUCGGAGGGGUGUCAGUGAGCAUGCUGGGGUGGGCAUUCUCUGUGCCCUAAUUUCACAUGGAGAACAAAGCAAAAUAAAAAUGCUUUGUCCACA
This is a messenger RNA of Suricata suricatta (meerkat), 1814 nucleotides long. It is a transcript of the gene SLC25A48, whose product is annotated as solute carrier family 25 member 48. The transcript has 8 exons. Gene Ontology annotation, molecular function: transmembrane transporter activity. The coding region runs from base 178 to 1113 and encodes 311 amino acids. Gene Ontology annotation, biological process: transmembrane transport. Gene Ontology annotation, cellular component: mitochondrion. The record is from RefSeq and is a predicted model, not a curated record. Lineage: Eukaryota; Metazoa; Chordata; Mammalia; Carnivora; Herpestidae.